Messenger RNA from Closterium sp. Yama58-4, 819 nucleotides. The record is from the annotation of a GenBank genome assembly. NCBI's taxonomy places the organism in Eukaryota, Viridiplantae, Streptophyta, Zygnematophyceae, Desmidiales, Closteriaceae.
AUGGCUUCCAUGGCUGCCACGGCGGUGGCUGAUUGCCGCACAUUGCGGUGUAUAGGCUCGACACCCUCGUCGCAAUGCCGUGCGACGCCCGUCGCCUCGCUGCCUGCUCGCCGCAUCCCCGUCGCCUCUUGCACGCGCCGCUCGCUCGCCAGCGUCGCUCACGUCGCCUCGUGGCAACGCUGCGACUCGCGCCGAGUGAUUCAUCAAAGCGUUGCGCGGGGCGGGGCGGUGCGGGCGGCAGCGGACGAGGAGGUGGAGGAGGAGCUGAUGAUGAUCGAGGAGAGCGCGAUGGAGCGCAUGGAGAAGACGCUGGACAGCGUGAGGGGCAACUUCAACACGGUCAGAACGGGCCGAGCCAGCCCUGCCCUGCUGGACCGCAUCGAGGUGGAGUACUACGGUGCGAAUGUGAUUCUAAAGAGCAUAGCCCAGAUCGCUGCCCCUGAUGGCUCCAUGCUGCUCGUCACUCCCUUCGACAAAUCCAGCAUCCCAUCCAUAGAGAAGGCGAUUAUGAAGUCAGACGUGGGCCUCACACCCUCCUCCGACGGCAAUGUCAUCCGCCUCGCCAUCCCGCAGCUCACCGCUGAACGCCGCAAGGAGCUGCUGAAGACUGUAUCAAAGCUGUCUGAAGAUGGCAAGGUGGCGCUGCGCAACGUGCGCCGGGACUCCAUCAAGGCGUAUGAGAAGCUGCAGAAGGAUAAGAAGAUCUCAGAGGAUGCUCUCAAGGACCUUUCAAAUGACAUCCAGAAGAUGACUGACGACUAUGUGAAGCAGAUCGACACGGCCUUCAAGCAGAAGGAGAAGGACCUGCUCACGGUGUGA